Diatraea saccharalis (sugarcane borer) is the source of this 444-nucleotide messenger RNA. Lineage: Eukaryota; Metazoa; Arthropoda; Insecta; Lepidoptera; Crambidae. The record is from the annotation of a GenBank genome assembly.
AUGCAAAAUCACUUGGAUCAAAACUUAGAAACUACUAAAAAUUCCUUGCCGAAAUGCAAGGGCCAGAAAGGUAAUGGGGUUGGAUUCAUAGCAUUCUUUAAACUUAAAAACAUGAGGAAGAAGACAUUACUUUUAUCUGCUAAUUGGUUUUGUACAGGACUGGCAUUUUACGCUUUUUCCCAAUAUCUUGGAAUGAUAGGGGGAAAUAUAUUUUUAACUGUCGCUUUAAGUGGUAUUAUUUACGUGCCCGGGGGAUUAGUUUGUCUUUUUGUGGUGGCAAAGGUGGGCCGCAGACCCACCGUGUGGAUAUUUGAAAUCAUAACAGCAUUGUGUUUUGUUUUUAUUUUAAUGACCCCUAGAGACAUUUUUGCAAACGAUUGGCCAAGAUUAGUUUUUGCAGGCAUUGGAUUCGGCGCAAUAGCAGUAAGUAUCUCAAAUAAUUAA